AUGGAGAAGCAAAAUACCCUUCAAAGUGAUGUUGUCAUCAUUGGGGCUGGCCUAUCAGGCAUUAAUAUGGCUUGUCAGCUUCAACGACAACUCAAAGUGAAUGACUUCGUACUCUAUGAUAGAGCUUCAGAGCUAGGCGGAGCCUGGGCAGCGAACAAGUAUCCUGGAUGUGGAGUUGAUAUUCCAGGGGUGUUAUACUCGCUCUCAUGGUUUCCCAAUCCUCAAUUUACUAGCCUCUUCCCAUCUCAAUCGGAAAUCCUAGCAUAUGUUCAAAAUGUGGCUAAUGCAUACCGAGUUCCCGAACGCACAAGGCUGCAGACCGAGUGGAAAGGCGCCAAAUGGAUGGAAUGUUCGAACACCUGGCAUAUAUACCUCUCCGAUUUGAAAACAGGAAAUGAUUUUAUCCAUGAGGCAAAAGUGUUGAUUUCUGCCGUUGGAGGAUAUACAAACCCCAAAUACCCAGUUUUACCUGGCAUUGAGAAUUUUGAAGGCCCGGUCGUUCAUACAGCUAAGUGGGACAAAGACUAUGAUCUACGGGGCCGCAAAGUGGCAGUUAUCGGUAAUGGAUGUUCCGGAUCUCAAGUCGUUCCUGCUAUCAUAGAGGAUGUCGGUAGCCUCACGCAAUUUAUUCGGAGCUCACAACAUUACAUACCUAUGACUGUCGGAAACUUUCAAUUCGGAAAGGUAUACCAUGCAAUCUUCUCCUACUUCCCCAUUCUCUUGAUGUUUCUGAGAUGGCUUGUCUUCUGGAUUCUGGAUUCAUCCCUUGCUCAAUUCUACAAUGAUUCACAAGGGCAAAAAUCCAGAAAAGAGAGGCUUGACAUCAGCCAGCAGUACAUCAACGACCACGCGCCAGAGAGAUACCGCCCUUUGCUUACACCUGAGCAUGAUUUGGGAUGCAGACGGCGAAUCUUGGAUAAUAAAUACAUUCGCUCUCUUUAUAGUCCCAAAGUACAGCUAGUCAAAGACACUAUCACAAAAGUCGGGCCGAAAAGUCUGAUCACCGCGUCAGGCAAACAACAUGAAGUGGACUUUAUCAUCUUAGCGACUGGAUUUCAAUUCACGCAAUGGAAAGCUGAUGCCGUGAUCGGACGAGAUGGACAAAGUCUACAGCAACAUUGGGAUAAUCUUGGAGGCAUUGGAGCUUAUGGGACAGUUUCGAUGAGUGAUUUCCCCAAUAUGUUCUUUAUUUUGGGUCCCAACUCAGGGAGUGGCCACACAUCUGUUUUGUUUGCUAUGGAGUGCGUGGUGAAUCUUGUGAUCAAAAUCAUACGCCCCAUUCUUAAGAACCAGGCACUGCUUGUUGAGGUGCGCAAAGAGGCCGAGGCCGAGUGGUAUACUACCAUACAGUCUGCCCUCAAAAAAACAGUAUUGUCGCAGAGUUGCUCAAAUCAAUACACGGAUUCGAAAACUGGCUGGAACUUCUUCUCCUACCCGUUCAGUUCCAUUCGUCUAUGGCUGACGCAAUAUCCGGAUGUAAAACAUUGGCUUUAUCGGUGA
Molecule: messenger RNA, 1500 nt
Organism: Penicillium taxi
Lineage: Eukaryota; Fungi; Ascomycota; Eurotiomycetes; Eurotiales; Aspergillaceae
Product: flavin-containing monooxygenase
Exons: 8
Coding region: 1-1500 (499 amino acids)
Molecular function (GO): flavin adenine dinucleotide binding; N,N-dimethylaniline monooxygenase activity; NADP binding
Source: RefSeq, a predicted model, not a curated record